UUCCCUCCUGAAGGGUUUUGAAGUGGGAGCAGCACCUUCGGACUCCUGCCAGAAGCAAACUCUGUCUGACAUGAGCGUUGCCCCUGUCCACAUGGCCAGGGUGGCGAGCCUCAGCCUUGGCUCUCUGCUUCUGCUUUCUCUCCUGCUGGACCGAGGUGUGCUAGCCAAGGAGUUGAAGUUUGUGACAUUGGUAUUUCGGCAUGGAGACCGAAGUCCCAUUGAGACAUUUCCUAAUGACCCCAUUAAGGAAUCCUCCUGGCCCCAAGGAUUUGGCCAGCUCACUCAGAGAGGCAUGGAACAGCAUUAUGAACUUGGACAAUAUUUAAAGAAAAGAUAUGAUAAAUUCUUGAAUAAGUCCUAUAAACAUGAUCAGGUUUAUGUUCGAAGCACGGAUGUUGACCGGACUUUGAUGAGUGCUAUGACAAACCUAGCAGCCCUGUUUCCCCCAGAGGGCACCAGCAUCUGGAACCCCAGCCUACCCUGGCAGCCCAUCCCAGUCCACACUGUUGCUAUCUCUGAAGAUCGGUUGCUCCACCUGCCUUCCAGGAACUGCCCUCGUUUUCAAGAACUUGAACGUGAGACUUUGAAAUCUGAGGAAUUCCAGAAGAGGCUUCAUCCUUACAAGGAUUUUAUAGCAACCUUGCCAGAACUUUCAGGAUUCCAUGGCCAGGACCUUUUUGGAAUUUGGAGUAAAGUCUACGACCCUUUAUAUUGUGAGGCUGUCCACAAUUUCACUUUACCCUCCUGGGCCACUAAGGACGCCAUGGCUAAGUUGAAAGAAUUAUCAGAAUUAUCCAUUCUGUCCCUUUUUGGAAUUCAUAAGCAGAAAGAGAAAAGUAGACUCCAGGGAGGUGUCCUGGUCGGUGAAAUUCUGAAUCACCUGAAGAGCGCAACUCAAUCCCAAAACUACAAAAAAUUUGUCAUGUAUUCUGCGCAUGACACUACUGUAAGUGGCCUACAGAUGGCGCUAGAUGUUUUCAACGGAAUCCUUCCUCCUUAUGCUUCUUGCCACUUAGUGGAAUUGUACCUUGACAAAGGGCAGUACUUCGUGGAGAUGUACUAUCGGAACGAGACCCAGCAUGAGGCUUACGCCCUAACACUGCCAGGCUGCACCCCCAGCUGUCCUCUGGAGAAGUUUGCUGAGCUGGUUUCCCCUGUGAUCCCCCAAGACUGGUCCACGGAGUGUAUGACCACAAACAACCGCCAAGUUCUAAGGGUCAUCCUUGCCAUUGCCUUUUGCCUGGUGUCUGGCAUCCUAGUGGUACUACUCUUCACGCUCAUCCGCCACGGGCCCUGUUGGCAGAGAGACGCCUAUCGGAACAUCUGAACAGACUGAGGAACAAGAGGAGACAAGCAGAUCCCAGUUCCUGGGAUACAGCCCUGACAGCAUUCCAAGGAUAGGCAUUUGUCGUGUGGGCAUUGUGCGCCCACACCCUUCCUUUUGAACCUGCCCAGAUCAUGGUCUGAACUCACAGCCACCCAGGGACAGCUGCUUGACUGACAGGUUACUUAGGACUUAGCUCUGAGCAGCAGUGCAGGCUGCUCAUGUAGCUAAAAAGAGCCUCUUCUGUAGGGGACAGCUGUAUUCUCUGACACAGAUGUCCAGAGGAAAAGCAAGGAGUCAAAUUCCAAUCAGCCUUCCAUCUGCCAAGAGCAAAGUGAGACAAAGACAUAGAUUAGACAAGACUUGAUAAUGGGAGUGUUAGACUAGUCAUAGUAUUAUACAAGAUGAUUCCUAAGAAAAAAACACAGUAAGAAUUAUAAACAUUUUCUUUAUCAAGGUGGGCUACGCGCGCGCACACACACACACACACACACACACACACACACACAUAGACACACCCCACUAAGAAGCAAUUCCUAUACAGUGUUUUAUGGCUAACAGACUUCUGCAUGUUUGUCUAACAUACAUGCAAAUGUAUAUUUAUAUUUUAAAUGUCUUUGGAAGAGUUAUUUCUCAGAAACUAUAAUAUCAAAGUAACGUGAAAAUCCAUGUGGCCAUGCUUUUAUUUGUUUGUUUUAGACAUUAAACCCAGGGCUGCACACAUUCCAGGUAAGUGCUUUACCAUUGAGCUACAGCCCCAGUCCCCAGUAUUCUUUUUUUAACCUCCAUAUCAGAGCUGGAUAUUUUACAGUUUUGAAUUUCUUUCUCUUUUUUUUGUCAUUUCUUUAUUUCACUUUAAAAUUGUGAGAUCUUACAUGGAUAAGAGUUAUUAAUGACAAUGAUGAAAUGAUAAUAUGUUUUAAUUGCCACAAUAUAUAUAAUUUUUUUCAGUGCUGGGGAUUGAAUCCAGGGUCUCACACAUGCUAGACACACACUCUACCUCUAAGCUACAUCCCCGGUCCUAUCUGAAUUUUACAGGUGGUAAGGUAGAAAGAAAAGUGGUCUGAGGGUUAACAAACAACUGCCUCAACUCUGCACUAGCUUUGGGUCAACAACCAGGAACAAGUUCUUUCAUACCUUAAGCCUUAGUUUCUUGAUCUACAAAGGAAAAAUCAGGAGCAAAUGAAGAUAGAAGUGGCAUCUUGUUCUUGUGUUCUGUGAGCAAUUUCUUUUUCAUUUUACACUAUUGAUGGGUCGUUGCCAAAACAAGCACUUCCAUGGAUAGUAUCACUGUUAAGUUACUAUGAUGAAAUUUAAAAUUUAGCAGGGUAGCAAAAUUUACUCUGAACAAUUUUAUUCUGCUCUGAAUACCCAACCAUACAGUUGAUGGGAAAACCAGGCUCAUUCCUUAGUAGGGUUCUCCACCUCUUCAGGUUUGGCUAAAGAUCCCAGAGAGUAAUGGGAGAAGUCAAAAGGGUCCACUACAACUCUAUCCACACUGGUCUCCAGUAAGUUCACUGUCCACAUGGACAGUGGUCUUCUGAGGGCAGUUGGAGGACAUUUUUAUCAUGGCUCCCAUCACUACACCCUUGGAGUUUACAUCCUGGGACUGCCUAGACCAACUGCUCUACUGCUGAGCCACAGUCUGAGCCCCAGGAGCUAUUUUUCUCUUACCUGACAACUUCUGAUUCCUGCUGCAACACAAAGGCCACCCAGAAAAGGAAAAAAGAAAAUAAAUUCUGGCUUCAUCUUUGCUUGGGAAAGAGAAAAACAUCUGUAUCAACAGGAACAAAGAACUUGCUGUCUUAUUAGAGCAGCCAGCUCUGUCAGUAAGAAGUCAUAAUACCUUCUGCUAAUAAGUAAUGAGACUGUAAAAACAGAAAUAAAAACACAAGUCAUAGAUUUUUCUCAAUCAUUUAGCAAACAUUGAUGGAGGACCUCAUAUUCACGAACCUAGAUAAAUUGUCUAUUCAGAUUGGAUUACUAGGAUAUCUGGCUCCAAUGACCAUCUCAUUUAGAACUGGUGGAACAUAAAAGCUUUUACAACCUUUUCCACAUAUCAUCUUAUAAUACUUUCCAUGGCUAAAAUUAAAAUUUCCAUGGCUUUUACUUUCCAUUGGUUCUAAGGGAUUUUUCCACAUCUUCCAUUUCUUUUCCUCUACCAUCUCUUUAGAUUACUGUAAAGAAACCUCUCAGGCUCAACUUAGUUGUUUCCCCUACUCUUUUCAUAAAUACUGUAUUUGUUUUCCAUACUUCAUGUCAGAAUGAAAAAUCAUAAGUGACAGAUGACCUAUAGCAAUAAAGAACCCUAAUGUACCGAAAAGUUUCUCAAGAAACUUCAAGAGAGGUUGUAACUCUUUCAACUGAUAAAAGUUACUCUUUCAUACAGAUCAGAUAAGAUCAGUAAAAUUUAAAAAAUGAAAUAAAUUCUAGCAAUUAAACUUAUUUAACUCAAGUAUCUCUAAAAUAGCAUUUCAACAUGUAAUUGAUACUUAAAAAAUUUUAAAGGGAUAUUUAAUGUUGUUGUUGUUGUUGUUGUUUUCUGGUACUGGGGAUUUGAACUCAAGGAUGCUUUGCCUCUGAACUAUAUUCCCAGCCCUUUUAAUCUUAUUUUGAGACAGGGUCUCAGUAAAUUGCUCAGGCUGGGCUCAAACUUGUGAUCCACCUGCUUCAACCUCUCAAGUCACUCAAUAUUACAGGCAUGUACCACCAUUAUACUAAGUAUUUAAAGUCUGAUGUGCAUUUCACCCUUGGAUCACAUCUCAAUUUGGACUAGGCUCAUUUCAAGCCUCAAGACACAUGUGGCUAGUGGCUACUAUAUUGAAUAGUUCUGCUUAAGACAAUUAAAUGAUGAAAUUUUUAAAGAAGAUAAACUGUAAUCUCUGUUUAUUUUGUAAAAUCCACCUUUAGAUUAUUGUGAAAAAAAUAAAAAUCAUCUUUAUUA
Molecule: messenger RNA, 4268 nt
Organism: Ictidomys tridecemlineatus (thirteen-lined ground squirrel)
Lineage: Eukaryota; Metazoa; Chordata; Mammalia; Rodentia; Sciuridae
Gene: Acp3
Product: acid phosphatase 3
Biological process (GO): dephosphorylation
Cellular component (GO): plasma membrane
Molecular function (GO): phosphatase activity
Source: RefSeq, a predicted model, not a curated record